Molecule: messenger RNA, 2189 nt
Organism: Saprolegnia diclina VS20
Lineage: Eukaryota; Oomycota; Saprolegniomycetes; Saprolegniales; Saprolegniaceae
Exons: 11
Coding region: 81-2102 (673 amino acids)
Source: RefSeq, a predicted model, not a curated record
CGCACGCGGAAAAAGCCGGAUCCGCCGAUGGGCUAAGAUGCUAUUCUUAGUCGCCUAGCAACGGGCUGCCUGGCUACAGCAUGCAGCAGAAGCUCAUCGAGGGCUUCGUCAUCGACCACCUCGACACGCCUGGGCGCAGUGCCACGCACCGGCCGUCCGUGCGCUACGAUGUCAAUGGACGGCGCAUGAUCCCGUCACUGGACAUGCCACGGGCCAAGAUGCAUGUACCCAAGCUGCCAAGUCCGCGCACCAUAGCACAUCCAAUUGUCCGCACGACGCCAGCCAAGCGCCUCGUGGGCGCCGCCAUUGCCGACUUGGAGAUCCCGACGCGCCGCGCACAGACCGCGCCCGCCAAGCCCGAAACAACGGCGACAACAACGUUUCCAGCGCUACGCAGCCCGCGCACGGAAGCCAUCAUUGACCCGCAGCUCUUGCCAAACAUGUCGAGUCCGCUGGCCACGUGGGCGCUGCCGCGCGAGUACAUCAUUGAGUUCAUUCGGCUCUCGGUGCUGCCGUGCUCAUGGGCCAUGAACAUCAAGUCAAUUGGCGAGUGGGUCGUCGCCGAGUCGGAUGCGCCGUCAACACCCACGGACCCGGCAGUGCUGCGCGAGGCGACGCAGCAUCUACUACCGCACAUCCAAGUGUCCGAGCGGUCCCCGCGGCAACGUCCUCCGCCACUGGUGUCGCCGCGCCGCCCCCACACGCUGCGGGAGGUGCCAUUCGAGGCCAAAGUGCACACGUUGCUCGUUGAGCUCCACGCAAAUCCGGAUGCGUGGGCAGAUUUUCAGGCCAAAGUCAAGGAGUACGUGGCGUCCAAGCGCCGAGGACGGAACCACGUCGACAUGAUCCACGAGAACAUUGUGCGCGUCGGCGGUCACCCAAGCGACACUCGGUGCACCAAGCCGACGCUGGCGCAGCGACUGCACAAGACGCGCACCAAGUACGAGCUGCAGCUGCAGCGCGAGCACGAGCAUCACGUGGAGCUCCUCGACCGCCACACGCGGCAAGUCAACCAGCAGAAGCGACUUGCUGCCCGCGCCCAGCAGGUCCGGGCGUGGCUCCGCGUGCUCUGCACCGUGGCGCACUUGGAGCGCUGGCACGUGCGCACGCGCCAGGAGAAAUCCAAGAAGCUUCUGGAGCUGCGCGAGCUCGCGGCGAUCUCCAAGAUCCAGCGCGUGUGGCGGCGGCGCGUCCACGUCGCCAACUCGAAAGCGCUCUUGCACAUCAUCCUCAAGACGCGACGCAUUCUCUGGAGUGUCACGUUCCGCAUCCACUGCAAGAAGCUCGGCCAGGCCGCGAGCGUGCUGCGCCGCUUUUUCAUCGACUAUUUCAACGCAACCGACACCGAGUCGGGCAACUUUCGCGUGCUCAUGGCUCGCUGGCGCUGGCGCGUCAUCAACGCGCAGCGGGCGAGCAAGGCGUACAUCGCGUGCUCCCGCGCGCGGCUCCAUGCGCUCGGCCAAAUGUGGGAUCGCGCCGACCACGAUCGACAGCGCACCGAGAAGCAGCUGGCGGCGGCGCGAUCGGCCGUGGCCGUGGCGGACGCAGCUCCGCCCACGUCGCCGCCGCCUCGGCGACGCCCGAACCGGCGCAACCAGGCCGAAGCGCUCGCGGACCUGGGCGCGAUGCAGGCGCAACUGUUGGCGAUGCAGAGUAUGCUCACGCCGAUUGAGAUUCAACGCAUGCAGACUGUUCAGGUCGUGCGCAUUCCCAAGAGCAUCAAGAUGCGUCUCCUUGUCGCCUACCUCAUGAAGCGGCGGGCGGCCCACAUGCGGGACGUCGCUGCGGUCAUCGCAAAGGGCGCCUCCGAUGCCAAGGCCAGGCGUGGCGCUCAUACGAAGGACGCGAUAGCGCUUGUUCAGAGCGGCGCAUGGCCGACGCUGGGAGCGCUGAGUGAACUGAAGGCCAAGUACCCACCGUUCUCACUCUACUCCAAGCAGACGAACGACGACAUCAAGGAACUCAUACAGGAAGGUUUGCGCCUCACGCUCGAGACCGACGCGGAUGGCCAGCGACUUGGCAGCGACGGCGCCGAGGUGGUGUCUCCGCCAGGUAGCCGCGGGCGCGUCGACAGCUUCGUCGUGCGGCCACGCAAUGUGUAACAGUGGGGGGUCGUAAAAAGGUGGUGUAUUACUGAUCCACCCGGCAUACAAAUUGUUAGUAAAUGCACAAGGCGCAGGACUGGGUCC